Messenger RNA from Oryzias latipes (Japanese medaka), 4683 nucleotides. It is a transcript of the gene xpo1b, whose product is annotated as exportin 1 (CRM1 homolog, yeast) b. Gene Ontology annotation, cellular component: nucleus; cytoplasm. Gene Ontology annotation, biological process: protein export from nucleus; ribosomal large subunit export from nucleus; ribosomal small subunit export from nucleus. NCBI's taxonomy places the organism in Eukaryota, Metazoa, Chordata, Actinopteri, Beloniformes, Adrianichthyidae. Gene Ontology annotation, molecular function: small GTPase binding; nuclear export signal receptor activity. The record is from RefSeq and is a predicted model, not a curated record.
ACCGGUUGUGAGUUAGUUGCUUGAGAGAGGAUAGGAGGCGCAGGCACACAACAUCUACACCGCCCGACUGGAAAUUCACUAGAGUGACGAUUAAUUACUAAAUUAAGUUUUAUUUGUUUCUUUAAAAUGUUUCGGAGUGAUAAAAUGCAAAGUUUGCCGUAGUAGUAGCUUAGUCUACAGUAGUAAUUCUUGCCAGCCAGACAUCCCUCACUGCUGGAGCUGGAUCAUAGGCAACGUUACAAUAUUGGUAUUUUGUUCCCCUGUCAACAGUGGUACUGAAGUAUCCACUAUCUUGUAGCUUUUUUGGGGGGCAAACGCCACUCUUUUGAGUCAGAGCCUUGGACAUUAGACCUCUAUGCCAGCAGUUAUGACAAUGUUAGCAGACCAUGCAGCACAGCAGCUGCUGGACUUCAACCAGAAAUUGGAUAUCAACCUACUGGACAAUGUGGUGAACUGUCUAUAUCAUGGCGUCGGACCUCAGCAAAGAAUGGCGCAAGAGGUGCUGACACACUUAAAAGAGCACCCUGAUGCAUGGACACGAGUGGACACCAUCCUGGAGUUCUCUCAGAACAUGAACACCAAAUACUAUGCUCUUCAGAUAUUGGAAACGGUUAUCAAAGCACGAUGGAAGAUUCUUCCUCGAAAUCAAUGUGAAGGUAUUAAAAAGUAUGUUGUUGGACUCAUUAUCAAGACUUCGUCAGAUGCAUCAAAUGUAGAGAAAGAAAAAGUGUACAUUGGAAAGCUGAAUAUGAUCCUUGUUCAGAUCCUGAAGCAGGAGUGGCCCAAGCACUGGCCCACGUUCAUCAGCGACAUCGUGGGGGCGAGUCGCACCAGCGAGAGCCUCUGUCAGAACAACAUGGUCAUCCUGAAGCUGCUCAGCGAGGAAGUGUUUGACUUCUCCAGUGGCCAGAUGACCCAGGUCAAGGCCAAGCACCUGAAGGACAGCAUGUGCAACGAAUUCUCCCAGAUCUUCCAGCUGUGCCAGUUUGUUAUGGAGAAUUCCCAGAAUGCCCCGCUUGUGCACGCCACCCUGGAGACCCUGUUGCGUUUUCUGAAUUGGAUUCCGCUGGGGUACAUCUUUGAAACCAAGCUGAUCAGCACACUGGUGUACAAGUUCCUGAAUGUUCCCAUGUUCCGCAACGUGACGCUGAAGUGCCUGACGGAGAUCGCUGGUGUGAGUGUCAGCCAGUACGAGGAGCAGUUUGUCACGCUCUUCACCCUCACCAUGUGUCAGCUCAAGCAGAUGCUGCCCCUGAACACCAACAUCCGGUUGGCCUACGCCAACGGGAAGGACGACGAGCAGAACUUCAUCCAGAACCUCAGCCUGUUCCUGUGCACCUUCCUGAAAGAACACGGGCAGCUCAUCGAGAAGAGGCUGAACCUCCGAGAGACACUCAUGGAGGCUCUCCACUACAUGCUCCUCGUGUCAGAGGUGGAGGAGACCGAGAUCUUCAAAAUUUGUCUGGAGUAUUGGAACCACCUGGCAGCAGAACUCUACAGAGAAAGUCCGUUCUCCACGUCCACAUCUCCUCUGCUGUCCGGGAACCAGCACUUCGACGUUCCACCGCGCAGGCAGCUCUAUCUGCCAGUGCUCUCCAAGGUCCGUCUGCUGAUGGUGAGUCGGAUGGCCAAGCCGGAGGAGGUGCUGGUGGUGGAGAACGACCAGGGGGAGGUGGUCAGAGAAUUUAUGAAGGACACAGACUCCAUCAACCUUUACAAGAACAUGAGAGAAACUCUGGUCUAUCUGACUCACCUGGAUUAUGCGGACACGGAGCGCAUUAUGACCGAGAAGCUCCACAACCAGGUGAACGGAACCGAGUGGUCCUGGAAGAACCUCAACACCCUGUGCUGGGCCAUCGGGUCCAUCAGUGGAGCCAUGCAUGAAGAGGAUGAGAAGAGGUUCCUGGUUACAGUCAUCAAGGAUCUGCUGGGUCUUUGCGAGCAGAAGCGAGGAAAAGACAACAAAGCCAUCAUUGCUUCAAACAUCAUGUACAUCGUGGGCCAGUACCCACGCUUCCUCAGAGCUCACUGGAAGUUCCUCAAGACGGUGGUCAACAAACUCUUUGAAUUCAUGCACGAAACCCACGAUGGCGUUCAGGACAUGGCAUGCGACACCUUCAUCAAGAUCGCUCAAAAAUGCAGGCGCCAUUUCAUCCAGGUGCAGGUGGGAGAGGUGAUGCCGUUCAUCGACGAGAUCCUAAACAACAUCAACACCAUCAUCUGUGACCUGCAGCCUCAGCAGGUUCACACGUUUUAUGAGGCGGUGGGCUACAUGAUCGGGGCUCAGACGGACCAGGCCGUUCAGGAGCACCUGAUCGAGAAGUACAUGCUGCUGCCCAAUCAAGUGUGGGACAGCAUCAUCCAGCAAGCCACCAAGAACGUUGACAUCCUGAAGGAUCCAGAGACGGUCAAGCAGCUGGGCAGCAUCCUGAAGACCAACGUCAGAGCCUGCAAAGCCGUGGGACACCCCUUCGUCAUCCAGCUGGGACGGAUUUACCUGGACAUGCUGAACGUCUACAAGUGCCUCAGCGAGAACAUCUCUGCUGCCAUCCAGACGAACGGCGAGAUGGUGACCAAACAGCCGCUGAUCCGGAGUAUGAGAACGGUGAAACGAGAGACACUGAAGCUGAUCUCAGGCUGGGUCAGCCGAUCAAACGACCCACAGAUGGUUGGGGAAAACUUUGUUCCUCCACUGCUGGACGCCGUCCUCAUCGAUUACCAACGCAACGUCCCUGCAGCCCGGGAGCCAGAGGUCCUCAGCACCAUGGCAACCAUCGUUAACAAACUGGGGGGUCACAUCACCAGCGAAAUCCCCCAAAUCUUUGACGCAGUCUUUGAAUGCACACUAAACAUGAUCAACAAGAACUUCGAGGAGUUUCCGGAGCACAGGACUCACUUCUUCUACCUGCUCCAAGCCGUGAACUCGCACUGCUUCGCUGCUUUCCUGGCCAUCCCUCCAGCCCAGUUUAAGCUGGUGUUGGACUCCAUUAUUUGGGCCUUCAAACACACCAUGAGGAACGUGGCCGACACAGGUCUGCAGAUUCUCUACACAUUGCUUCAAAACGUGGCCCAGGAGGAAGCGGCCGCUCAGAGCUUCUACCAGACCUAUUUCUGCGACAUCCUGCAGCACAUCUUCUCCGUGGUCACAGACACGUCACACACUGCUGGCCUGACGAUGCACGCAUCCAUCCUGGCGUACAUGUUCAACCUGGUAGAAGAAGGGAAGAUCACAGCCCCGCUGAGCCCCGCCAACCCCUCCAGUAACCAGGUGUUCAUACAGGAAUACGUAGCCAACCUGCUGAAGACUGCCUUCCCCCACCUGCAGGAUGCUCAGGUGAAGGUGUUUGUGACGGGGCUGUUCAGCCUGAACCAGGACAUUCCUGCCUUCAAGGAGCACCUGAGGGACUUCCUGGUCCAGAUAAAGGAGUUUGCGGGCGAGGACACCUCGGAUCUGUUCCUGGAGGAGAGGGAAGCCUCGCUGCGGCAGGCCCAGGAGGAGAAACACAAGAUCCAGAUGUCGGUGCCGGGGAUCCUCAACCCCCACGAGAUGCCGGAGGAGAUGUGCGACUGAGCCGCAGCUCUCUCCCCCCCACCUGUACAGUAUCUAACAAACACGCAAACCGUGGCGAACCCAGAGAGGCACUUGUGCGGCGGGAGGCGGCCCGCCCUCCACCCAGCGCGCCAGCCUGGUGGACGUCUGUUGACCAAAUCCCUGUCAAUACUAUGUAAAUGAGUACCGCGUCACCCUGUGGCCCCUUUUUACAUAACCCCCGUUUUCUAUGGAGAUUUUGUGUGUUCCCGUUUAAUCCACAUCUAUGUUUGGUCGUUCUCUGCUCCAUGGCGCAUCUGCAUGAUGACCUACAGAUUCAGACCCACGGUUUGGUUUCCUGCUCCCCUCUGUCCGCUCAUUGGUUCAAGUGUAGAUGUUUUCUACGGACCGCGUGUAAAGAUGGCAUAGAAGCUUCUAGAGUGGCGUCUUUUCAGACCCCGCCCCCCCUCCUGGUCAGGUGGGACAAUGUGAAUUUGACAGAAGAUGAAUGAAGGCUGCGAGGUGCUGCUGCGUCUGCAGGAAGGGAAAGCAAACGCGUGCAUAUCAUCCCAGUUGUAUAGCAUCUUUAAUACCACGGGAACAUUUUCUUUGUGUUCUGCUGUUUUUCUUUUUUUCUUUUUUUUUUGUUGUGGGUGUGCGCGCGCGUGUGUGUGUGCUGUCGCUUAGUCGACAUCAGCGUUUCGUUUUCCUCUAAGAGGAUCCUCGCUCCGUUUGGAGCCUUCAUUAAUGGGAUGUUUUCAGACAUGACGCAGGUAUUUAUGGCUUCUGGGUUGGCGGCAUCUUUUUAACAGCUCCUGUUGAACUCGGAUGGCUUUCGGCAUUCUCCUCACUUUAGAUUGUUUACUGUGCUGUAGUGCUUCAAGACACUACGUCCUAGAGCAAAUUUAAACGAUUAAACUGGGUUUACAUUUAAUUUUGUACUUUUGCAUUUGUUUUUCCAUUUGUAUUAAGUUCUGUCCAGAUGAAGUUUUCUUUUUUUGUCCAGAGAGCAAAUUAGUUGCCAACGAGUUGAAUUAAGACAGAAUGUAUAAAUCCAAAUGAGCACCCAUUUUCUGACAGCAGAUUUCUCUUUAAGGUGUUACUUUGUUGUGAACUUUUUGAACUAAUUAAAGUUGAGAAUUUUAUAACCCUGA